AUGUAUGCGCCUGCUCAAGCGCAGCCCUCUAGCAUCAGCGCCAGCGCAAGCAUCAGCACCAGCGCAAGCAUCAGCACCAAGACCACCACCACCACCACCACCAACACCAACGCCAACGUCUUUCCUGCCCCCAAUCCCAGCGCCUCGCUGCUGCUCUCCCAUCGACCCGUGGGAAAUAUCGUGGUAAUCAUCGGCUCUUCGCGUUUGGCAGCAUCCAGAGCCUUUGCUUGCCUCGAGGCUGGCGCCACGCCUCUGAUCGUAGGUCUGGAUGGCAUCGACGACGAUACUCGCCCCUCUUCCUCCUCCUCCUUGCAUCGAGCUGCGCCAGAAGUGGUGCACCGCGUCGAGAAUGGCUCGACGCUGUGGAGAGAAGCGCCGAGCAAAGAUGACGAGCAAGGGUGGUCAAGUCUGAUAGACCAUAUCGACGAUGCUGGGGGAGAAGCGCGCAAAUCCAUCUUUGCGGUCUGCGUCACCGACACGCUUCACCUUGCUGCCGACGACAGAGUGCGGGGGAGCAGCGCGAUGGAGAUCAGUCCAGCUCAGAGGAGCAUGACCCGUGCAAAGCUGCUCGUCAGGCUGUGCAGGAUGCGGCGUAUUCCCAUCAAUGUCGCUGAUCAGCCAGCGCUCUGCGACUUUAGCUUUCCCGCAACGCACCGAUUCGCUUGCUCUUUCGUCCCCAGUCCCGUCUCUGGCGCUAGCGCUAGCACUAGCGCGACCAGCACCUCUCCCGCCCCCUCUUCCAGCCUGCAAAUCGCGGUGACCACCAAUGGCAGGGGUUGUCGUUUAGCAGGCAGAAUCCGUCGCGAGAUCGUAGGCGCCCUGCCUAGAAAUGUAGGCGAUGCGGUGGACAAGGUGGGCAGGAUGCGCGAAGUGGCCAAGAGGGAAGACUUGAGGCGGGCAAGCGUCAGCGCCGCGCAGCGUCGUGCAAGCCGCAGCAGGAGCCGUAGCAGGCCAGAGGAGAGGGAUGAGGAGGACGCUGCGUUGGACAGCACCCCUCUCAACAGUCCCGUACCUCAGCUUGGAGCGCCGCACGACUCCAAGAGCUACUUUGCGGGAGCAAUUCGCAAUGCUAGUGCUUCACGCAUCGCAAUCGCGUCGGAUGAUGACCGGGACACAGAGGCCCGCAAAGAAUCCGCGAAGCGAAGAAUGCGCUGGGUAGCGCAAAUGAGCGAGUACUGGCCCAUCGAAUACUUGGCGCGUCUGCAAGAUGAUCAGAUGGCCCAGAUUCUGGACACGUACGAAGACGAUCCAGAGAAAUCAGGCGAUGCCGCGUCCGCGUCCGCCUCCUCCUCCGCCACCACCACCACUGCGAGAUCAUCCCUCGAAGGCGCCGCUACGAAUGGCGCAGAUACUCCACGCGGAAGGCCUGCUUCGCGCCGCAAUUCUGCAGACGUACCGGGACUGCUCCGUCGUGACACAUCUCAACAUGCUCUUGAGCUUGGAAUGCCGCGAGCGCCUCCUUCCCGCCAAGGUCGCAUAUAUCUCGUCGGAUCUGGUCCCGGUCAUCCCGGCUUGCUCACGAGGAUGGCUCAUGACUUGCUCACAUCGCCGUCGACGCACCUGAUUCUCUCGGACAAGCUGGUGCCCGCACCCAUCCUCCGUCUCAUCCCUUCCACUACUCCCCUCGUCAUUGCGCGCAAAUUCCCUGGCAAUGCCGAAGGUGCUCAAUCGGAGCUCAUCGCGUUGGCUCUUAAAGGGGCCCUAGAAGAAGGCAAGACUGUCGUGCGCCUGAAGCAAGGCGAUCCUUUUGUCUAUGGUCGCGGAGGGGAAGAGGUGCUGGCAUUUCGGCGUGCAGGCAUCGAAGCCACCGUGGUGCCUGGCAUCAGCUCCGCCAUGGCAGCUCCCUUGCUUCUCGGCGUACCAGUCACUCAAAGGGGAGCAGCGGACUGCAUGGUACUGUGCACAGGAGUCGGACGAGGUGGCAAGCAGGUCAAAUUGCCCGGUUACGAGCGCAACAGAAGCACCGUCAUUCUGAUGGGCGUUGCAAGGCUCAAAGACGUCGUCCACACCCUGACAGAAGGUUGGACACCCGCACAGCAGGGCGUGACCACUACGCACGCGAAUCUGACUUGCGGCUCAGCCACCAGCUCCAACACUACGCACGCGAAUCUGACUUGCGGCUCAGCCACCAGCUCCAGACAGGGCGCCGCAUAUCCACCGCACACUCCGAUCGCAAUCGUCGAGCGCGCAUCUUCUACGGAUCAAAGGCUCGUCGCAUCCACGCUAGCGGGCAUUGUGGAGGCGAUGGAAAGGACGGGAGAGCAGCGCCCGCCAGGCAUGAUGAUCGUGGGCUGGGCUGUGCUCGCACUGGAUGGCGAUGGCGAUGUGAGCGUGCUGGACGACGAGUCCGCUUGCAUCGCGGUGGCGGCGGACAACAGCGAGUCGAGCUCGCCCGGGCCAGAAGCUGGGCGAGCUCGGUUGGAUGAGCUGGACGAGGCUCGCGUCCAUCGAUGGCUAGGCGGCGCGAGGUACGUUGUGCGAGAAGGUUUAGACGAAAACUAUGCUAGUGCUCUUGCAAGCAUGGCACGUCCUCAUGACCACGGUGACACCAGCAUUCACGUGAUUGACAAUUCGGCACACAACGGCGGCGCAUCCAUCGACUACUCUCUGGCUGCUCGUAGCGCUGCAGGAUGGGCUCCUGCACGUUAUCAACAAUCUAACGGCGUGCCUUGGGGCGGUUGGGGUACCCAAGAAGCGCCAAACGUGCCUGCUGCGGACGCGGAGGCCUAUCAGCGGCACCAGGCGUAUGCUAAAGGUCGCGAUGCCUGA
Ceraceosorus bombacis is the source of this 2769-nucleotide messenger RNA. Lineage: Eukaryota; Fungi; Basidiomycota; Exobasidiomycetes; Ceraceosorales; Ceraceosoraceae. The record is from the annotation of a GenBank genome assembly.